AUGAUGGAAGCUUCUCUUAACCCAAAACUUCGGCUAAGAAACAUUCUCGAAAAAGACCAUGUAGCUAUUGCAACAUUCAUGACUCUUAAAGGAGUGAGAGCGGCGCAGAUAAUUGCUCAUACAGGCGUGGACGCCGUGGUAAUCGAUUGCGAGCAUGGUAAUAUAGGCGAUGCUGAUAUGCACGAUAUGGUUGCUGCUGUCUCUGGGUCUGGCGUCUCACCCGUCGUCCGCAUACCAAGUCUAGAUGGAAAGUUAAUUAAGAGAGCUCUGGACACUGGUGCUCACGGCAUCAUGGUACCUAUGAUUAACACGGCUAAAGACGCUGAGCUGGUGGUAAAACUAGCCAAGUUUCCUCCAGCUGGCAUAAGGGGUCAAGGUUCGCCCUUUGCUUGCCUGGAACACGGGUUGAAGACGCCCUCCGAAUAUAUCGCGAAGGCCAAUCAAAACAUUAUUACGAUGGUCCAAAUUGAGACAGUCUCGGCCGUAGAAAACGUCGACGAAAUUGCUCAAGUAGAAGGUAUUGAUCUCUUGUUCAUCGGACCAAAUGAUCUUUCCCUCUCUCUCCUCGGAUACACGCCUGCGAAUUUUACAGAUACCGCCUUACUCGAGGCUAUCAAUAAUGUUGUCGCGAGUGCGAAGAGAUAUAGGAAGAAAGUUGGUAUACUGUCAGUGGAUGGAGAGGCGGCGAAAAAGGCAAAAGAAAGAUUUGAUCUGAUAGUUAUGAGUGCGGAUGUAAGGUCCUUGCAGGAAUGGUAUAGGAAAGAAUUGAACAUUGCUCGAUCUUAG
Molecule: messenger RNA, 786 nt
Organism: Daldinia childiae
Lineage: Eukaryota; Fungi; Ascomycota; Sordariomycetes; Xylariales; Hypoxylaceae
Product: 5-keto-4-deoxy-D-glucarate aldolase
Exons: 5
Coding region: 1-786 (261 amino acids)
Cellular component (GO): cytoplasm
Molecular function (GO): aldehyde-lyase activity
Source: RefSeq, a predicted model, not a curated record